Messenger RNA from Durusdinium trenchii, 3194 nucleotides. The record is from the annotation of a GenBank genome assembly. Lineage: Eukaryota; Dinophyceae; Suessiales; Symbiodiniaceae.
CAGUGCAAAUACAAAAGCCAGAAGCGUCUAAUUCGUUAAGUGCUGCUGCAGCCUUUGGUGUCAAUGGAACGAGUGAGGUCGUGGCUGUCUGUUGAACAUGUACAGAAGACAGUCACCCACAACGUCACAGAUCUCUCUAUGGAGGAUGCAAUGCAGGACCCAGAAUCCGCAAUUUUUGACAUCACAGCAUCGCGGGAUGCUGCGAGGCUCGGAUUUCGCGGAUCUUUGUUUCUUUGUACGCUACUGGCUUUCUCAGUCUCAGCAUUAUCCGUUGGACUGUGGUCUGAGAUGGGCUGUGGCGAACCGUGUCUGAUGUUUUUGCAGAGGCACAAGAUGCUUGCGCUUCUUUGUGCUGGCAUCUCUUUGCUUCUGCUUCUCGCCUUGUAUUUGCUGGAUUUCUUCAUGCCUCCUCAUAUGCCUGGUGAGUAUUGCUCUUUGUACCACGGUGACCGCUUGUUAGGACGAGGCAUUCUUGCCUUUGCACUUGUUGGGCUUCUGGGUGCUGCAUUUUUCUUGGCUGACACCUUCCCAACAGCUCCUCUAGUGCUGACGAUCUUCCUUUCGCCGACCCUCCUCAUAGGGGUGCGGCAGGCAACAAAGCCCAAGCCUCGCUUUGUGUUGGGAACUGGCUCAAAGGACGCAAGCUUGCAGGAGCGCUUACGAAUGUUAAAAAUGGUCACUGGCGAAGAGAAGGAACAAUGUUGCUUCUACAAAGCAGCAACCUUUGGAUUCCUGCUGACAGCUUUCACUUGCAUAGCUCUCUGGAUUCCCUGGGCAGCAACGACACAGGUCCAAUUGACCGAAGGCAUGGAUGCCACGGAACGAGAGAUCAGCUUCGUUCGCUGGUCCACGCCUUUGAUUGUGGGAAUUUCCAACAUCAUUUUCGCGAGCUUUACAGGCUUGCGAGUUGCCUUAGACCAGGCAUAUGCUGGAACAGACGACAAUCGAGCUCAAAUUAUUCUAAGUUCCCGAAGCCACAUGAACCGAGAGCUGAUGGAUCACCGCAUUGCACAACUCAGAGCUCGACUGGCAGCUGAAACUCCCGGCUCCCAAGUGCAGAAGACGCGCGACCGAGCGCAGCAGUACUUAAUACAGCACACUGCCCACAUGCGCCAACUCUCCAACAUUGUCAAGACUGUUGGGUGCGGCUUCAUUGCCCUUCUGGGAGCCUUGUACAUUGCUUUUCAGCUGACAGCGGCGGACAGUCACAUUGCUGACAUGGUGCAGUGCUUCUUGGGUGCCUUCUUCCUGACCUUUGUAGCCUUUAUCUUUGUGUCAUUCAAUCGAUUGUGGCAGGCUAUGUCUACCUGGCUACAGGAUUUGCCGCUGUGGAAAUCUGCUGUUGGUCUUUGUUCAUCCACAUGGGCACGUGCUGCUCUUCUUUGCCUGGUGAUGCCGUUGGUUCCUUUGAUGGUCCUCCUCUCUUCCUUGAACCAGGCGGUUCGCUGUGCCCGUGGCUUUAAAGACCGAAGAUGCCUCACUGAGCGGGUGCACACCACGUUUGCGCAAGCAGCACAAUGGGAGUGGGUGUCAUUGGCCUCCUGGGCCUACAUUAUGGCUACCAUCAUGAUGUUGUACAAGGUCAUUCCUCUCUUCAUCAAUGUGUUGCUGGCCUGGCUGAAUUCGGUCGUCGCGCACUUGCCCUUUGCGGGUAUUUUGGGCUUCACCUUUGGCGCUGGAAUGGUCUUGUUCAUGUUGCCCCCGGUGCCGGGACCACCCAUCUACCUCUUUGGCGGCCUGGUGAUCUCAGAGCAUUGUCCCUAUGGCUUUUGGUGGGGCUGCGUAAUUUGCAUUAUUUUAUGCAUGGUUUUGAAGCUCUCCGCAUGUGCCACUCAGCAGAAAGUCAUCGGAGAGUUGCUUGGAAACCGGCAAUCCAUUCGUCAUGCCUGUGGCGUUCACAGGCCCUUUAUGCGUGCAAUUGAGCAGGUUCUUCGGAGGCCUGGGAUGAGCUUCGGCAAGUGCAUGAUCCUUUGUGGUGGGCCGGACUGGCCCACCUCGGUGUUAGCUGGGAUCCUUCGGCUGUCACUUGUGCAAUGUACAAUAGGCACUUUGCCGGUGAUUCUUUCACUGAUUCCCUUGGCGUUGACGGGUAGCUUCUACUUGCGCCGGGAUGAAAGUGAGGUUUGGGCCCGUGCGGGCAAUUUGAUGUUCUCUCUCACAGCUUUGGUCUCCGUGACCUUUUGGACGGGCAUGGGAUGGGCGAUUCAGGACACGUUCGACAAGUACAACGAGCAGUUGACUGCGCCAAAGGUGGAGUUUGUGGAAUUGGAUUGGCUAGACCACUGUGAAGACCGAAUACGAGACAAGUGCCAACUGCGAUUCAAAGACCUUCCUGCAUGGGUCUCGUUCUUUCACUUUACAGGUGCUUUCCUGAUGGUUGCAGUUGCACAAUUCUUCUUCUGGCGUGCUGAUUCAUGCUUUGGCAAGUUCAAGGUCACAGAUGAUAUAGCGGAGCUCCACUGGUGGCCAUGGACAGGGGAUCCUGGGAGUGCAAUGAUCAAGAUGCCUGGAUUGGCUGGUGUGAUCCUAGUUGCGGUUGCAUUCGUUUUCUUGAUGGUCUCUCGCCUGUGGCGGAGCAGGCACAACGCGAAGGCUACCAAAUCGAUGCGGGCAGAACUGGCUCUCGAGGAGGAGGCAUGGAAGGCACGACGGAGGGAGGAAGCGCAAAACUGGUCUCCUCAAAGUGCAUCUGCCUCGCCAGUCAUCCGGGAUGCGUCCGCCAAGUCCGUGGGCGACCUCAACCCCGCUCUGCAGGGUGUCAUUGCCACUGCCAUGGAAGGAGCCCCCGUGAACUCAGUGAAGUCCAUUGAUUCUGUGAUCGGCAUUGCUGUGCCAGAUGAAGAGAACCUUACCUUGACCUUACCUCCAUCUCUCUUUCGGCCUGCGUGGUUGACUGUGCCGUACAACGUACAGGAUGCGAUUGCUUUCAACACAUUGGAUCGAGCAUUUUCCAUAUGAGGGAGGUCGGGUUCGAAUCGUUCGCAACCUCGAGGAAGACUUGAAGUGCAGCAGGCUUCAAUCGGGUUUUUCUGGUGUGAAUACAUCUAUUUCCCUUUGAAGAAGGGCGUGGGGAAUGUAGAAGCCAUUCCUCUUCUGUAUACCGUCAGGUUUCACCAGAAGUGUUUUGAUCAAAGGAAAUCUGCCCGGCUGUCUCGUGACCACGAGCUUGCAUGACACUCCAAUCCUGAAAAGCC